ACGAAAUAAUUCAAGAGAAAUAGAGAGAAGUAAAAAUGUUGUCUGUGUUGUUGAAACCCAUCAAAGCUAUUUUACUAUUACUCGUUCGAUUGUUCGUCCACAGAGAUUUUCAUGAACUUGCUCGAAGGAUGACUGUUUUGGAUAUCUAUCGGUUCUUGAUUAUACAUUCUAUUGAUAAAAUGGGAAUUUGGCCCAAGCUUCCAGUCCUUUUGGGACUAUUGUAUCUCGCUGCUCGUCGACAUCUUCAUCAACGAUAUAGCUUAUACAAAGUCGGAAAAAAUACUCCAGUCGGAGUUCGAAGCCAUCCAGAGGAUUGCCCGUACCGAACUCCUGAUGGAAGGUACACAGAUCCGUUCGAUGAUGACGCUGGUUCCCAAGGAACCUUUUUUGGUAGAAAUGUCCAUCCCGUAGACCAAUCUGAAAGGUUGUUGAAACCCGAUCCUAUGGUUGUUGCUACAAAACUUCUGGCAAGAAAAAAACUUAUAGACACUGGAAAGCAGUUCAAUGUGAUUGCAGCUUCUUGGAUUCAAUUCAUGGUUCAUGACUGGAUGGAUCAUUUGGAAGAUACUAAACAGGUUGAAUUGGUGGCUCCAUCCGAUGUUGCAAAAAGUUGUCCGUUGAAAUCAUUCAAAUUCUUCAAGACAAAAGAGGAAUCCACCGACCUUUUUGAUAUCAGAACUGGAUCAAUUAACAUUAGAACACCUUGGUGGGAUGGAAGUGUUUUGUAUGGAAGCAAUGAACAAAUGUUGAAUAAGGUAAGAACUUAUGAAGAUGGGAAGCUAAAGAUCGCUGAUGAUGGCCUUCUUCCUCACGACAAAGAUGGCAUCGCCAUCUCUGGCGACGUUCGAAAUAGUUGGGCUGGUGUCUCUACUUUGCAAGCUCUCUUUAUUAAGGAACAUAAUGCCGUUUGUGAUGUUCUAAAGAAAGAAUAUGGAAAUAUGGAAGAUGAAGAACUGUAUAGACGUGCAAGACUUGUUACUUCUGCCGUUAUUGCCAAAGUUCAUACCAUUGAUUGGACUGUCGAGCUUCUCAAAACUGACACUUUGCUUGCUGGAAUGAGAGGCAAUUGGUAUGGAUUAUUGGGGAAGAAAUUCAAAGACACAUUUGGACACGUUGGAGGAUCCAUAUUGGGAGGCUUAGUCGGUUUGAAAAAACCAAAUAAUCACGGUGUUACCUAUUCCUUGACGGAAGAAUUCACCAGCGUGUAUCGUAUGCAUCAACUCCUACCCGAUUCUUUCUACUUGAGAGAUGUCACAGUUGAUCCUGAUCAACACAAUAAAUCUCCACCAUUGAUUGAAUACGUGCCAAUGGCGAAUAUGAUAGGGCACAAAGGAGAAGAGACCUCAAAGAAGAUGGGCUUCACUGCCCUAUUAGUUUCAAUGGGUCACCAAGCAAGUGGAGCUCUUGAGCUGUUUAACUAUCCACUGUGGCUUAGGGAUCUCAUAGCCCAUGACAUGGACAACAAGGAUAGGCCCGAUCACAUUGACCUUGCAGCUCUCGAAGUUUAUAGGGACAGAGAAAGGAGAGUUGCUAGGUACAAUGACUUCCGUAGGGGUUUAUUUCUCAUUCCAAUCUCCAAGUGGGAAGAUUUAACUGAUGAUAAAGAUACGAUUAAAGUGCUUCGUGAAGUGUACGAUGAUGAUGUGGAGCAACUUGAUAUUCUUGUGGGGUUGAUGGCAGAGAAGAAAAUCAAAGGUUUUGCUAUUAGUGAGACUGCUUUUGUCAUUUUCUUGAUCAUGGCUUCAAGGAGGCUAGAAGCAGAUAGCUUCUUCACAUGCUAUUACAAUGAAGAAACAUACACAAAGAAGGGAUUGGAAUGGGUAAAAACAACAGAGAGUUUGAAAGAUGUUAUAGAAAGGCAUCAUCCAGAGAUUUCAAAGAAAUGGAUCAACUCAUCAAGUGCUUUCUCUGUUUGGGAUUCUCCUCCCAACAAGCCUAACCACGUCCCUCUUUACCUUCGUAUUCCUAAUUGAGUACUCUUUUUCUUUUUCAACCUUAUGCAUGGGUCGUGUUAUUGUCAUGUUUUCUUUUCAUUUUCUUUCCUGAUGUCUUAGGGUGACAUUUUAGUUUGGAUGAUUUUCAUAUAUUCGGAAUAAAAAAGCCUAUGUUUGUUCACCUCAA
Molecule: messenger RNA, 2121 nt
Organism: Cucumis sativus (cucumber)
Lineage: Eukaryota; Viridiplantae; Streptophyta; Magnoliopsida; Cucurbitales; Cucurbitaceae
Product: alpha-dioxygenase 1
Exons: 10
Coding region: 36-1973 (645 amino acids)
Biological process (GO): response to oxidative stress
Molecular function (GO): peroxidase activity; oxidoreductase activity, acting on single donors with incorporation of molecular oxygen, incorporation of two atoms of oxygen; heme binding
Source: RefSeq, a predicted model, not a curated record